CCUCUUUUUUUUUGCUAUCCAUUUAUAUUGUCAAAAUGAGCAACACCUUCCUGUUCACAUCUGAGUCCGUCGGCGAGGGCCACCCCGACAAGAUCUGCGAUCAGGUCUCUGAUGCUAUCCUCGAUGCCUGCCUUGCCCAGGACCCUAUGUCCAAGGUUGCUUGCGAGACUGCCGCCAAGACCGGUAUGAUCAUGGUUUUCGGUGAGAUCACCACCAAGGCCAACCUCGACUACCAGAAGAUCAUCCGUAACGCCAUCAAGCAGAUUGGUUACGAUGACUCUGCCAAGGGUUUCGAUUACAAGACCUGCAAUGUCUUGGUUGCCAUUGAGCAGCAGUCUCCCGAUAUUUCCCAGGGUUUGGUCCAAAAGUCAUUCAACAUUGAGGAUAUUGGUGCUGGUGACCAGGGUAUCAUGUUCGGUUAUGCCUCUGAUGAAACCCCUGAGAUGAUGCCCCUCACCAUCGUCUUGGCCCACAAGCUCAACCGCCGUAUGGCCGACCUCCGUCGCGACGGUACCUUGGCUUGGUUGCGUCCUGACUCCAAGACCCAGGUCACCAUCGAGUACAAGAACGAGAACGGUGCCAUGAUUCCCCUCCGUGUCGACACCGUCGUUAUCUCUGUCCAGCACGCUGCCGAGAUCGAGACCGACUACUUGCGCAAGGCCCUUAUGGAGCACGUCGUCAAGCCCAUCAUCCCCGCCCACCUCUUGAAGGAUACCGUCUACCACUUGCAGCCCUCUGGCAAGUUCAUCAUCGGUGGUCCCCAGGGUGAUGCCGGUUUGACUGGUCGUAAGAUUAUUGUUGAUACCUAUGGUGGUUGGGGUGCCCACGGUGGUGGAGCUUUCUCUGGUAAGGAUUGGUCCAAGGUCGAUCGUUCCGCUGCCUACACCGCUCGCUGGAUCGCCAAGUCCUUGAUUGCUGCCAAGCUCUGCCGCAGAGCUCUUGUCCAGCUCUCCUACGCCAUCGGUGUCGCCGAGCCCCUCUCCAUCUUCGUCGAGUCCUACGGUACCUCCCAGAAGACCCCCGAGGAGUUGGUUGCCAUCAUCCGCAACAACUUUGACCUCCGUCCCGGUGUCAUUGUCAAGGAUCUCGAUCUCUUCAAGCCCAUCUACCAGCAGACUGCCGCCUACGGUCACUUUGGCCGUGAUGAGUUCACCUGGGAGCACCCCAAGACUCUUAAGUUCUAAGUAACUCUAUUUCUUUCUUUGCCUUCAUUCCACAUAAAAAAAUAAUAAUAAUAUUAUAUUAUAUACAUAUUUAAGAAAACUUGGUACACAUUCCCCUCCCCCUAUCCUCCCACCUCUUUCUUUUUUGUUUUCAACAAACUCUUUUCUCAUUUAGUUUCACCCAUCAUAUCAUCACGCAAAUCCCCCCUCACAACAUCUUCUUCUUAUUUUAUUAUAAUAUUUUAUACACAGAUUGUUAAAGAUUGAAAAAAAAAGAAAAGGAUAAAAAAAAAAGAAGAAGAAGUAUUUAGGAUCAAGAAAGAAGAAGUGUACAGCAUCUUGCUUAGUAACUCUAUCUUUGUCUCUAAUAUAUUUCUUUCUUUCUUUUUUUUUUAUCUCUUUUUUUUUGUUUUAUUAUUUGUUUGAUUCUAUUUUCUUUUUUUUUUACAUAUUUUCUUUUUUCUCUUUAUUAAUGGCGUUCAACAUCGUCAGCCGACAGUCAUCCCGGUUGCAGGAUGGGUUAUAAUAUACACUUCUUUACCGAAUUGUUC
Phycomyces blakesleeanus NRRL 1555(-) is the source of this 1714-nucleotide messenger RNA. RefSeq lists its product as hypothetical. Gene Ontology annotation, cellular component: cytosol. Gene Ontology annotation, molecular function: methionine adenosyltransferase activity; ATP binding. The record is from RefSeq and is a predicted model, not a curated record. The coding region runs from base 36 to 1184 and encodes 382 amino acids. Lineage: Eukaryota; Fungi; Mucoromycota; Mucoromycetes; Mucorales; Phycomycetaceae. Gene Ontology annotation, biological process: S-adenosylmethionine biosynthetic process. The transcript is spliced from 2 exons.